CCAAUGCAGAUAGACAACUCUAAUUGGAAUUGAGUAAUCAAUUUUCGCGAACAUCGUAUAAUUGUAUGAAUAUUCAUUUAAAAGCUGAAAGUUGAAAUCAACUCAAUGGCUUCAGAACGAAAAACACGAAUUUCUGAAAACAUGACGGUGGGAUUUAUAGGGGCUGGACGGAUGGCACAAGCCAUGGCGAGGGGUUUCAUUUCCGCAGGUGUCAUAAAGGCUGAAAACAUAAUGCUAAGUGAUGUGAACCCACAUAUGUUAAACAGCAUCAAAAAGGACUUGGGAGUGAAAAUAACAGAGUGCAACCGAGAGGUCGUGACUCGAAGUGACUUGAUCGUUCUGGCCGUCAAGCCCAACGUUGUGAGCCCAAUAUUGAAAGAGGUAUCCUCAGAUGUUUCCAAGACAAAGCUUUUAGUUUCCAUUGCAGCAGGAAUACCAAUCUCAGCCAUCGAACAGUUACUUCCGAAAGGAUCCCGAGUUAUCAGGGUGAUGCCCAACACCCCAGCUCUGGUCCUGGCAGCAGCCUCAGUGCUCGCCCCUGGUCAAGCGGUUGUGGAUGGGGAUACAGACCUUGUUAUCGAGCUGUUGCAGUGUAUCGGAAUUGCAGAACCUGGCUCAGAGAAACUGCUUGACGCUGUGACAGGGCUGAGUGGAAGUGGACCUGCAUAUACGUAUAUGGCGAUUGAGGCCCUUGCAGAUGGCGGUGUAAAGAUGGGACUACCUCGAGACUUGGCCAUGAAACUUGCUGCUCAGACAAUGCUGGGAGCGGCAAAAAUGGUUCUGGAAACGGGUAAACACCCAGGACAGUUGAAGGAUGAGGUCUGCUCUCCGGGGGGCACAACUAUCGCGGCGCUACACAAACUGGAAAGAGCUGGCUUCCGAGCCACGCUUAUAGACGCUGUUGAAGCUGCAACGUUACGUGCACAGGAACUAGGAGAUAUUAACAGUUAAAUGAAGGUCAUAUCGCAUAUCUGUGUUUAGUUCUGUUUUGUCCAAGUUUUACAGUUUUCAACUCUGCGACUGAAAAGUCAUGAAGGAAUGUGAUCAACUUUAACUAGAAGUGUGUUUAAACAAUAGAGGAUUUAUUAGUUGGUGCAUGGAAGGUUUAAAAUCUUACUUUAUCUGUUCACCUGAACAUUGUUCUAUUAUUUUUAACAGUGAAGCAUUUACAGUGCUAAGAUCUCGCAAAUACAAAUCUGAUCAAUAACUGUCAGGUAAAUUUUUUAUUUUAAGGUGUUAAUCUGGUAAAUGUUAAGUGUUAAUAAAUAUCAGGCGAAUGUGUAAGGUGUUAAUAAAUUAAUGUGUGUUAGUGUGUUACUUUUUGCAUAAUAAAGUAUAGAGUUAUUUACAGAUGAUGAGGUAUAUGACCUGUUUUAUGGACCAUAAAAAGUGAUAUUCAUGGACAUUGCGGCCCAGUGUGUGCUUUGUUAAUAUAUGCAUGUUGGAAUGAUCUGUCAAGAAACUUUUUUGAAAUCAUAUUUAUUCAGUACACCCAAAACCUCAGAAAUGACAUAACCAAUGUAAAUUCUACCUCUGGUCUUUUUUUUUUAUCAAAGAGUAAAACAGAAAUGACAUCUUGUCCUGAGUCACUUGUUGGUUUGUGAUAUUGUUAAUGAAUAUGCCCCUAUCACUUUCUAUGAUGUGUCAUGUGACAGCCUUUUGACCAAUGAAAUGGGUGGAAUCUGACAUGUACCGUGUGUAGCAGUGCAUUAUUAUUUGUAAAUGAUUUUUGGUUUUCACUUGUUUUAUAUCAAACACUGUGCAUUUUAUUUCAAUUUUUCAAAUGUUAUUGUAUGAUAGUAUAAAUAUAGGUACACCAAACUUGCCAUAAAAUGCUGAUCAACUUGAUCCAAAAAUAAAUAAACAGUAUUGUGAUA
Mya arenaria is the source of this 1877-nucleotide messenger RNA. RefSeq lists its product as uncharacterized. The coding region runs from base 106 to 951 and encodes 281 amino acids. The transcript has 6 exons. Gene Ontology annotation, molecular function: pyrroline-5-carboxylate reductase activity. Lineage: Eukaryota; Metazoa; Mollusca; Bivalvia; Myida; Myidae. Gene Ontology annotation, biological process: L-proline biosynthetic process. The record is from RefSeq and is a predicted model, not a curated record.